This is a messenger RNA of Leptopilina heterotoma, 2807 nucleotides long. RefSeq lists its product as uncharacterized. Bases 38 to 2701 code for a protein of 887 amino acids. Lineage: Eukaryota; Metazoa; Arthropoda; Insecta; Hymenoptera; Figitidae. The transcript has 3 exons. The record is from RefSeq and is a predicted model, not a curated record.
AGUGUUGAAAGAAAGAAUAUUCAUAAAAAAAUCAAAAAUGCAUUCUCAAAGUACAUUUUCAAUAGCGCUUACUUUGAUUUCUUUAUUGAUGGCUGGACAAGUUUUAGUUCAUGGAGAAAAAAAUGUAGACGACAAGGAAAUCAAGUCAUAUAUGUUUGAAAACAAUAUUUGCUCUAUUUACGAUAACUCUUUAGAAAUUGAUUCCGUACUUUUCAAAAAAGAGUACAAGCCUUUGGUAAUAAUUAUAGCAGAUAAGAUAAGUAAUGGUAUAAACAGAGUUAUAAGUUUAAACGGAAGCAAAAGAAUAUUAAAUGAUACUGGGAUCAAGAAUAACCCUUAUUACAGUCAGUUACAUCAAACUAUAUCGAAAUAUAUCCAUUUAUACCAAGCCAACGACACAUAUUAUUUUGUUCUGCCAACAGGCUUUCAAGACCAUAUUUUGGUCAUAUAUUCCCAAAAGAAGUUGUUAGAUAACAAUUUAGGUAUUACUUUUGAUUUUGUUAAUGUAAAGAAAGAGUUUCCUUUCUUUGAAGAUAUUUUAAUUCCAUUGAAUCCAGGCUGCACCAAUUGCACUUUUGUAAAAUAUGUAAACGGCAAACUAGAGAAGGGUGAAAGCUUCUCGGAAUUAUUCGAUUUACGUAAACAAUUAUUUAGAGAAAAAGAAGCAAAAAACUUAUCCUUUAUGGCAGUCAAUGAUUAUGAUAUUUGUGAUUCGAUUGGGUUUAACAUAAAUUCUCAAAGCAUGAGUUCUCUAUUGCAUUUUAAUUCAUUACUAAAACAAAUUCAAAACGAUAGGGAGAGUGGAGAAAAAAAUAAAAAAAGAUAUGCUGUAAGUCAAAGCUUAAGAUGCUUUGAGGUAAGACAUCUGGAAGAGGUAGAAGAUAUUAUUUCUGGGAAUGAACGUAAACUAAAUUUUAAAAACUUGAUGAAUACGAUGAACUACUUAAAUUGGAUUAUUAACAAUGUAUCUGCUUUGAAGAGCAAUGAUGUUUCAUUUGGCGGUCUUUGUGAAAAUGAACACAAUAUAGAUAUGCUAAAAUUAUUUUGUUUUAUAAACAAAAUAUCAGAUGAUACAUCUCACAGAAUACCAGAGUGGAUAUAUAGGUUAAAAAAAUUUGUUGCAGCAUCAUUGAUAAAUAAAUUCGAUUGGUUUCAGGAAUUAAAACUUUUCUAUACAAAUGAUUAUAUUAAAAGAAAAGAUUUAAUUUUUCCAUUACUUGAUAAUCUUAAACAUAAAAUGUUAACUGCUAGCAGAAAUUUGAGUUAUUUGAUGAAUAUUACCUAUAAAAUUGUUGAGAAUUCAUUGACUACAAAUACUUAUUUUACCUAUGACCUUAAGUACUUUUCAAUCUGCACUAUUUACGAACAUUGGGAAACAAUUGAUGAUAUAUUCUUUGAGGUGAAAUUCAAGAGAUUAGUGAUAAUCGUAGUAGAUGACAUGAAACAAGGGAUCAGAAUUGCUAAACAAAUAAGAGGUAACAGAGUAGUACCAAAAGUUAUGCGAGAAGAUCUUCAUUAUUCUGAACAGUUUUUGUACGAUUUCAUAAUGAAACAUAUUUAUUUGGUUCAAUCCAAUGAUACUCAUUAUUAUGUCUACCCAACAAUCGACGGCAGAAAUAGCAACUCAUUGAUUAGCUAUUUGGAAUACAAGAUGAUUAGAGAUUAUUCCAAUGUUAUAUUUUAUAAUGUAAAUGCUGGGAAAUAUUUUCCUUUUGAUGAACGACUUAAUCUUGAUAACAGUGAUUUGGUUAUUCCUGCGCUACCAGAUUAUUGUCGCAUACCUUCAGGAAGGUGUAAGAAGCGCUACAUAAAUCCCUCAUAUUUAAUAAAAGUAAAUCAAGAGUUUUUAAAGCGCUUUCCAAAAUAUCUUUCUUUAUAUACUUUCAUUUACAAUAACUUGACAGAAUUUACAAAUAAUUACGAUUCACACCAUAAAGACAAUUACUACUCUUCGUACCAUCAAACAUAUUAUGACUUUGCUAAAGAACAACAAUUUACUUAUGACAUAAUCUAUAUAUUUAUAGAUUUGCCAUGCUUAUCGAAGCUGAAAUUAAAUAACAGAACUGAUAUUGAUUUUAAUAUGACUGAAGUAGGUGAUGUUCUUAACUUUUAUAAGUUACUAUAUUCAACUUUACAAAAUAUAACAUCAAUAAAUGACAGAAACAAAAUAAAUCUAAAAUCUCUUUGUAGUAAUAAGAAUGUUUUUAAAUUUCUUAAAUUCUUUUGCUUUUUAAAAAUAAAUUAUAUUGAAAGCAUGCUAAAAGUUAUUGAUCAGAAGUCUUAUGCAAUUGACUAUAUGAAAAGUAUUGUUGAAAGUGAGAAAAAUUAUAUUACUGAAUAUUUGUUAAAGACGAUGGAUUGGAUAGAGAAAUUACUAUCAGUGGAUUACAUUGAUUAUAAGUACAAUGAAACUCGAAUGAUUAAAGAAUCAGACGCUCUUUACUCGGUAAUACCAAAAAUUACUUUAAAUGGUGCUGAUUUGUCCAACAAAAUCUACUCGAUUGUUAAAAACAAUACGAUUUUUUUGCAAUGUAAUGAAUUAGGAUUUGUUGCUACCAAAAAAACCAAUUCAAAUGCUGAUGAUUCGUCAACAGAAAACUAUUUAGUAUUAAGUGAAAAUAAAAUGUCUCCUCAAUUUCAAAAAACAGUUAUUAAUAAAGAGGAAAAAAUAUCCUCGUGUCUUGUACCUAGUUACAUGUAAGCUUUCAGGAAACAUUCAUUGUAAAUUUGCUGCAUUGGCAAAAUGUUCUCCAAACCUCAACAGAAUGUAGCGCAAUAAUAAAUAAUAAUUUCAUUCUCGAAUUACC